AUGGAUAUGACAAGCAGUAGAAGAAGUGUGAACUUCUCGGAAAAAGAAAUUGCUGCACUGACUGCAUUUGUAGAAAUUUACACGCCUAUUUUAGAAAAUAAGAAAACCGAUGCAGUUACAACGAAAGAAAAUGAUGCUAUGUGGGAAAUAGUGGCAUCUGAAUGGGCAGAGUCUAGAUACACUCCACGAACAGGAAAGCAGUUGAGGGAAAAAUGGAAGAACAUCAGAAAAGAUGUGAAAAAAAUAUAUUCCGAUGAGAAACAGGAGUUGUUCAAAACCGGUUGCGAAGAAAGUAAAGUUAUAAAUAUAACUCCACUAGAUACUCAAGUAAAAUCAAUAAUUGGGGAUGUUAAUGUGAUCGGCUUAAAUAAUGUAUUUGAUUCGGAUCAAAUCAUAGACAAAAAUAUACCGAACAAGAACCUACAGCUAAAGAAAGCACUAACGAUGUGGCAUGAAACAAGGAAAACUUAA
Molecule: messenger RNA, 471 nt
Organism: Ceutorhynchus assimilis (cabbage seed weevil)
Lineage: Eukaryota; Metazoa; Arthropoda; Insecta; Coleoptera; Curculionidae
Source: the annotation of a GenBank genome assembly